This is a messenger RNA of Closterium sp. Naga37s-1, 1185 nucleotides long. The record is from the annotation of a GenBank genome assembly. NCBI's taxonomy places the organism in Eukaryota, Viridiplantae, Streptophyta, Zygnematophyceae, Desmidiales, Closteriaceae.
AUGCGUGCGUCAGCAAACCCGCCGACGGACCCGCCGUCGGUUCCGCCAGCGCACGAGUCAGCCCGCCGACGAACCCGCCAGCAUGCCCGUCGCCGACACGCUACCCGCAACUGCAUCCCGCCGCCCGCGCGAUAUCCGCUGCUGCAGCCCGUCGCCCGUCCCGUCGCACUGCCGCCCAUCGCCAAAUCCCCGCCACCCACCGCCGUUCUGCCCCAGAUCCCGCCCCCCCCCACCGAUAACUGCCGGCCCACCCCCAUCUCCGACUCCGUUUCCAGCGGGAAGGGGAGGAGGUGUGGCCCGAAGGGGACGGCUGGGGGAGGGGGAGUGGCGGGGUUGGCGGCUCAUGGGGUGUGGGUGGUGAGCGUUCAUAUGCAGCAUCAGCCGCCUCCUCCUCUCAUCCCCUGCCCCGUACCUCCCGUAUUGCCCGAGUUCCCCGUGCUUGCCCCGUGCCCCACCCGUUUCACCCGUGCUGUCCGUACCCGGUUGUGCCCCACCCGUUUCACCCGUGCGUCCCGUGCUUCCCGUGCUGCCCCCGUGCUCCUGAGCUGCCCCCGUGCUCCCGUGCUGCCCCCCGUGUUCCCGUGCUGCUCCCGUGCUGUCCUCGGGUUCCCGUACUAUCCCCGUGUUCCCGUGCUGUCCCUGUGUUCCCGUGCUGUCCCCGUGUUCCCGUGCUGCUCCCGUGCUGUCCCCGUGUUCCCGUGCUGUCCCCGUGUUCCCGUGCUGCCCCCGUGUUUCCAUGCUGCCCCCGUGCUGCCCCGUUCUGCAUGUGUCGUGCCCGUUCCCGUGCCGUGUUGCCCCGUUCAGCCCUUGUCCUGCCCCGUUCUGCCUGUGCUGCCCCGUUGUCCCCGUGUUGCCCCGUUCUGCCCGUGUUGCCCCGUUCAGCCCGUGUCCUGCCCCGCUCUGCCCGUGUUGCCCCGUUCUGCCCGUGUUGCCCCGUUCAGCCCGUGUUCUGCCCCGUUCAGCCCGUGUCCUGCCCCGCUCUGCCCGUGUUGCCCCGUUCAGCCCGUGUCCUGCCCCGUUCUGCCCGUGCUGCCCCGUUCUGCUCGUUUGUGCCCUACCCGUGCUGUCCGUACCCGUUCGUGCCCCACCCGUGCUGUCAGUUCUCGAUCGUGCCCCACCCGGUCUGUGCUGCCCGGUCUCGUGCUGCCCGUCACCCCCGUGCGGCCCGUCCCGUACAGCACCUAG